Molecule: messenger RNA, 1919 nt
Organism: Salmo salar (Atlantic salmon)
Lineage: Eukaryota; Metazoa; Chordata; Actinopteri; Salmoniformes; Salmonidae
Product: synaptotagmin-1
Biological process (GO): calcium ion-regulated exocytosis of neurotransmitter; synaptic vesicle endocytosis
Cellular component (GO): dense core granule; axon; exocytic vesicle
Molecular function (GO): SNARE binding; calcium ion binding; phosphatidylserine binding
Source: RefSeq, a predicted model, not a curated record
GGACUCGGCAGCUAGGGGCUGCUGCUGUCAAAUAAAUGCAAGGCAAAUGUUUUCAAAUAGCUCUCCAUUUCAGCUUGUUACAAGUUUAUUUCUCCUUAAUCUUGCUGGCUGUGCUCUUGCCUCAUGCUUCAGAAGUGUGUCAUAAUGAGACAAACUGCUGUCUUUUUCUAUCUCACGCAGUGCCAAGAUGGGCCAUUUACACCAUCUUUGCCGUCAUCAUCUUGCUGUUUUUGGUGUGUAUUAUUUGGGUCUUUGUGAAAUACUGCUGCAAGAGCAAGAAAAAGAGAAAGAACAAGCCGGACCAUCAGAUCAAUCUACAAGGGGUGACUGGUUCCACGACUACAUCGCUAGUCCAACCUGGCUCAGAUGAUGCAAACUACGGCUCAGCUAAAAACCGUGGAAGACUACUCUACUCUUUGGAAUACAAGGCACAAGAGCUGACAGUGGGGAUUAAACAGGCUGCAGCACUGCCAGCUAUGGACCUGGGAGGCACCUCUGACCCCUAUGUUAAAGUCUACAUCACCCCCAACAAGUCAAAGACAUUCGAGACUAAGGUCUACAGGAAAACCCUCAACCCUGUUUUCAAUGAACACUUCACAUUUGAGAUUGACAAAGCUGAGCUCAAUGAGUCCACUGUAGUCAUGAAGGUGUUCGACUUCGAUAGGUUCUCCAAACAUGACGUCAUCGGGGAGCUGAGGCUGCAGCUCGGAACCAACGACUGGAAUCAUGUGAUCGAGGAGUGGAAAAACCUUAGUGAACCCUCAAAGUCUGAGGAUAUAAUUCUGGGGGAGAUCUGCUUCUCAUUGCGUUACGUCCCGACCACCAGCAAACUGACUGUUGUCAUCCUGGAAGCCAAGAACCUAAAGAGUAUGGAUUUAGGGGGCUCAUCAGAUCCCUAUGUAAAAGUGCAGCUAGCUCUGGACAAGAAGAAGUGGAAGAGAAAGAAGACAUCUGUUAAAAAGUCCACACAAAAUCCCUACUUCAACGAAUCUUUUACAUUUGUGGUGUCAUUUGAACAAAUUCAAAGGCUUCAGCUGGUGAUUUCCGUGUGGGACCAUGACAAGUUUACCAGGAACGAUGCUAUUGGGAAGAUCUUCCUGGGUUGUGAUGCUACGGGGAACCAGCAGAGGCACUGGGCAGACAUGCUGUCCAACCCCCGUAAGCCUGUGGCCCAGUGGCACAACCUGUUUUCCAGUGAACAAGUGGACUCCAUCCUCGAACUCAAACACUCAGUCAGGAUCCCCUUCAUUAAUAAGAACUUUUGAGAAAACUUAAGACUUGCUUGCCAGACUCAUGGCACUCCAGCGACUGUGGGAAGAGGCUAGAAAUAACCCACUUCCGUCCUCUACUUCAUUUAGCUAAUAGCAGCUUGGAGGCUCUAGCACUUUUAAACGCUGAUAAAAUAUUCCAAUAUGGAUUGAAAUAGUUGCAAUUUUUAUAGACAUUUUAUGAAAUACAUACGUGAUAGGUCCAGUUAACAAUAGGAAAAUAAUCUAACUAUUUUCUAUGUAGCCCAUUGUUUAUUGGUUUUAUACUCAAGUAUAGUAUAGUAUAGCAUUAAAGUCAAACUUGAAUGCUGCACAGACAGUAUGACUAGCGUACAAAAAGACUCCAUGGCCUGGGAGAGCAUACUGUAGGCCCACCCACUUGGGAGCCAGGCACACACACUGGGAAGUCAGGCCCAGCCAAUCAGAUUGAGUUUUUCCCCACAAAAGGGCUUUAACAAUUCAUCAGCUGUCCGGGUGGCUGGUCUCAGAUGAUCCCGCAGGUAAAGAAGCCGAAUGUGGAGGUCCUGGGCUUGCGCGUUACAUGUGGUCUGCGGUUGUGAGGCCAGUUGAAUGUACCGCCAAAUUCUUGAAAACAACGUUGGAGGCGACUUAUGGUAGAGCAAUUUACAUUCAAUUCUCUGGCAACAGCUC